CUGUCUGGAGCUACGCUUCUAGGCAUUGGCAUCUGGCUCCUGGUUGAGCCAGACAACCAGCAUUUCCUUGAGAUUCUGAAGGUGCCUAGCACAGAUGAGAUGUUAAAGUAUGCUGCGUACCUGCUGAUUGCUGUGGGGGCACUGGUGUUUGUCGUCGGAUUCUUUGGCUGCUGUGGUGCGAUCCAGGAGAGCAAGUGCAUGCUGGUCACGUAUUUCGUUUGCCUGAUCAUCAUCCUCGGCUGUGAGAUAGCAGCAGGAAUCCUGGCUGUUGUCUACAAGGACAAGAUACACAUGUACUUGGAUGAUGAGGUGCCAGACAUGCUGAAGAAUGAAUAUAUGAAGAGUGAGGACCAGAAGGGAAUGACCCGAGCCUGGGACUGGGUUCAGCAGGAGCAAGAAUGCUGCGGCUUCAACAGCUACAAGGACUACGACGGGAACACAAAUCUUCCGAGAGGCUACUCUUUCCCGCUGUCCUGCUGCAAGCGUCAGGACAAUACUGAAAUCGACAACGUCACGCCAGCUAAUGAAGCCAAGUGUAAGGCUAUGGAAGAGAACUUCUUUUACAAGACUCCAUGCAAAGCUUCUAUCAACAACUGGUUUGACGAUCACGUGAUCAUCGUCAUUGGACUUGGACUUGGAAUUGGCUGUCUGGAGUUGUUUGGCAUGAUCUUUGCCAUCUGCUUGUGCCGAAACAUCGGAGAAGAGAUUUAGAGUGGAUGACCAUGGUUUCAGUGGUUAUUGGAUAAACAAGCAACAGAAUCUCAUUUUUUUAAAUCUUUACCACCGUUGGCUAAUGUUUUUGUGCUAAUUUUUUAAGGCUGAAGUAGAAAAUUGUGUAUAAUCUUAUUAUUCACUCUGGUCAAGGCUACGACCUUUGUAUCUGCAGUUUGUGCUGUUGCAAAUGGGUGAACCUGCUGAAAAUGUCCGGCCCCGAAUUGAAAACAAAUCUCUUGAUGUAUGCAUGUCGUUCCUGCAUCGUUGUAGCUGCAUAAUAGUGUUUUUCUGUAUUUAUAAAUCAUUUGGAUACGGCAUAGGUGGCGCCACGUUGCAACAGCAGAAACUGCAGUGUAUAAAGAGAUUGUAAGCAGAUUUUAGACAAAAUACUCGACUCGUAAUCUCAAAGUAUAAUAUGAAGGACGAUAUAUUUGGUUUUAUAGCAUGUGUUUUUAAUGCCCUGCUGUUGGUUGUGGGAUUUGGAGAUUCGAUGAAAUACUCACGAUAUUUUGCGAAAAAUCAUUUUGCUGAUUUUAGAACUCGUGUAACAAAUGUACUAGAGUGUUUUCAGGGAGUGGAGGUCAGUUCUCUUUAUUUUGGCUGUUCCCGGAUAUUUUUAAACACGGUAAUACUGUUGUAAAUUUCGACCUUGGUUGUUGCAACGUUAUAUGUUAAUAGGUAGAAACUUGAGUGCAGUGAAUCUCUCGAGUCUAUGUUAAAAGUUCUGUCAGCCAUGUUUGGACCUCUACUACUAAUAACGCCACAUAUUGCCAACUGGUGAUGUGACACCUGAGAAAGUAUGUGACUGGCAGGAGCUUGUGUGAAACGGGUGGGGCUCAGUAAGUUGGGUACUACAUUAUUGACCACCCCUGAUAAAAAUGUAGCGUUAUCGUGGAAUUCGUUUCCUAAAGCAUCCGUACUUGUCAAUUCGUACAGCAUCCGAUGCUAGAUAGAGAAUCUGCAUUUAUCAAGGGCUAAAUAGAGGUCUUUUCCACAGAAUGUUUGGGAAAUAUAUCAUCUGUAAGCUAGACCCCAAAAACAAGUCCCUUCAUGUCAGGCCAACGUGGCUACUUCUAGGGCCGCUACAGUAUCAAAAUACCUAAUAUUUUUAUUGCAUAAUUAUAAUAACCAUAAUGGUCAUCGAUAAAGAAACUUGAUGGGUUUGUCUGUAUCUCCGUACGUGUGUGUAUGUAUAUACGUUUACGUGUCCGUUUGUAUGUGCAUAUGUAUGUACGCACGUACGCGUGUACAUACAUAUGCGUGUAUGUAUACAUGCGUGAGUGUGUGCGUGUUUGUAUGCAUGUAUGUAUAUGUGUAUUAUGUUAUCAAGUAUGAUAAUCUACUAUAUGUAAAUCUCAUGCGUAUAUAUAUGAGAACAAGUAUGACGGCAACCGUAACAAAAUGGUAGGUUUUCGACUGCAAAGUGCCUCCCUCUAUGCCAAAUGUGGACAAACUAAGCAUAAAAUGAAUAUGUCAGUGAAGGAAGGUAGGGAGUCGGGGCGUUUGCUAGCUGUUACUCUAUUAGGGUUUCUCUGACUGGGCGUCUUACUGCAAGUAGGUCACUUGGCCUUCGAAUUUAGCGUUUCAAAAAUAUUUUCUACGAGACUUCCCUGCUCUCGUGGCAGCUUGUUCAGUGAUUUACGUCUGAUUUCACAAUGUCACGGCUGCUGUGUUAAAAUUAUGAAAUUUCCCUGACUAAAAGAAACCCCACCGUUAGGUAGCGGCUUGAGAACAGACAAAACUUGUCCCGAUGUGCGCAUCAGUUGUGUUCGCAAAAUACUUUUCUCUCGAGUUUUCUAGCCGGUGUAGUGUGAAGUAAAUGCUGUAUUUAUUCAGGCGGAAGUUGAUGUGAUGUUGUCCACUGCUCGUGACCCAAUCUCUCCCUCUCCACGACUACAGCACCGCUUUUUUGCGGCACCGGUGACGGGACUUGAACACUGUACACCGCCGUUCCACUGCAUGAGUGUAUUUCACCGCGUCCCAUCAUUGGACUGCAGUCGUAUAUGUCCCCGUGCGGGCAUUUCCUAUCGUCAAAUCGUCGUCUGCAAUCAUUGGACUCUGGUCGUGGCACGAUUCCUCCCCGUGGGGGCCUAUUGUAGCAUUGAUGUCAACGUCUAUAUGACCCUGGUCUAAAUUCCAGUAGAAAAGAAAGUAAGUCCGUCUCCGCGCGACCCGGGUUGAAAUCGUUAACUCGAUGUGCAAACCAUACGCAUGUUUUCACUCGCUUAACGGUAGGUAUGGUUUUAGGUCUUGAUGCUACCGCAUGAAGUAGCAACGUGUAAUCAGAGUCUUGCCAGGCUAAAGCGGCUGUACCUCAGGAGUAGAGAGCUUCUAGUUGAGGUGGCAGCAACAUUAUUCAAUGUGCGUGUGUAUGAUGUGUAUGGUUGAUGUAAAACUAGCGAGCAUGUACGUACAUAUAGCAUUUUCUCUGUGUGUGUGUGUGUGUGUAUGUGUAUUUGUGUGUAUGUGCGCGUUACGCAUCGCUGUAUGUUGCAGUGUGCGUAUUCCGCGCACGGAGAGUCGUACGCUGCUACGCGCGUCUAGCGUUCAUGAUGAUCUGUCGGAAGUAGCGUCUGUCGGCGACAGGUGGCGCUCGUGCCCCACUCUCCUUCUACACCACAACCUCCCCACUAAAUUUUCCCCAUCUGCACCACACCUCCCGUUAUAUAAAAAAUGUCUUGAGAAUAUAAUACCGACCUUUGUUUAAAAAUGAUAAUCUCCCAACCGAGGCCAUCUCGCGUUUUACUAUUACGUCACGUGUGAAGAAGGGUUAUAAUUGGAAGAUGAGUGAGAUGAGGAAGGAAUGAGGCGCGAAGGUUGCGCCCUAUCAAAAAAAGGUUACCCCGAGCGACCAUUCGUUCAGCACAAAAUAACAGGAUACGAUUGCAGGGUGCGAUGUGUACUGUGCCCCUCUAUUUCCAUCUCAGAACGUGCCAGUUCCACGAUCGCUGUCACACGCUCUCCGCCGGUGCCGACAGUUGCUACGUCUUAGCAGAUUGGAUGCAUGUACAUUGGGGUGACCGGCCACGUUUCUAUGAGUACUCGUAUGUAAGAGAGCGUGGUUGGCCGGCGCGGCAAGGCGCAUCAUCGUGGUAUCGUGAUAGAUUUCUGCAUUUUUUAUUUUAACUUAGACUGUAUGUUGUUUUACGUGAAAUGCGCUGGAAAAUCGAAAGCAUAAUCGCCACGAGCACGUGGCGCCUCUGCUGGUAGAUGCUGUGUACUCAUCAAAACCAUGGCCUCCAGCGAGAUGUGUUUUACCGGGUGAACUGAAGCAACCGCUAGUUCUAUUUCUAACCGCGACUGUGACGUCAUCGAAAAUGUGACAUCUCUACGACGAGAGGCUGACGCGUUUGGAUAAGACACAUCGCCUCCUCUUACUCCUAUAGUUUAAGUUGCGUCAGCUGUCAUUAACUUAUAUUUUACAUUAAACGUGAAUUCAUGAAUUAUUAAUCUUUGGAAAUUGUUCGUAAAGCGAGACAUUAUUUUUGUGUUUUCUAUCGGAGCUGGACUACGUGGCGUGCUGCGUACUUCACUAGCGUGUGCGUGAAUUUACAAUGGACACGCCUAGCUUCUGUUGUAACUCAGCUAUGGCAAAUGUUCCGUGAGAGCAUUCAGAGUAUGUGCAUACACUGUUUGCCCGGUUUUAAUGAGCAACAUGCAGGUAAAAAAUAGACUGGAUUUUUUCAAUCGUUCGCAGUUCCAGCGUGUCACGUAGCUUUGCUGCGGAGCUUGGUAGGUCUAUCUCUAAAUGACGUUACCGUCUCGGUUCGAAUAUUGUCGGUAGUUCGGUGUACGGCUAACGUACCACCCAAUUUAUUUUAGAGUUUCAUAAUAAUUUUUAUGCCAGACUAUUAGUAAGAACUAUGUAUGUGCGUUUCUGUAAUUUUGUAUUCUAUCAUACAUUGGACUUUAGUUAAAUAAAGUAAAUAAAAUUCGAAGAAGUA
Messenger RNA from Priapulus caudatus, 4658 nucleotides. Its product is annotated as tetraspanin-9-like. Lineage: Eukaryota; Metazoa; Priapulida; Priapulimorpha; Priapulimorphida; Priapulidae. Gene Ontology annotation, cellular component: membrane. The record is from RefSeq and is a predicted model, not a curated record.